Messenger RNA from Komagataella phaffii GS115, 222 nucleotides. RefSeq lists its product as hypothetical. The record is from RefSeq and is a predicted model, not a curated record. Bases 1 to 222 code for a protein of 73 amino acids. NCBI's taxonomy places the organism in Eukaryota, Fungi, Ascomycota, Pichiomycetes, Pichiales, Pichiaceae. The transcript is spliced from 2 exons.
AUGAGACCUACACAGAUUAACUUUGCUGCUGCAAAGAAGACCAGCUUCAUCAGAAAUAUCCCAGUUGAGUUAACACCACUGUUUAUCGCCACUGGAGUUGCUUGUUGUUCCGCCGUUUAUUUCACUACCAAGAAGUUAAGAACCGACAGAACUCUUCGUUUAGGUCGUAAAAACCCAGAGUUCAACGAAAAGUUCGAAGAGGCUGUCAGCAAGAACGAGUAA